CAGGCCGCCUAUUUGGGCCCCGGUCUCGCCGUCUCCGACGUGACGGCCGAGCUGCUGCGCGUUCCUGGCCUCUCGUCCGUGCAUCUUCUCAUCUCCUCACAAAUAUCUCGCUGCCGGGGCAGGCCACCGUCGCGCGCGGCAUAAUAGCACGGCGCUUUCAGACAGCCUCCUCCGCCACCACCGGCACCGCCCGCGCAAUUAACGCCACCGCUAAUAACGAGCGCGGCUGCGGCCCAGCAAUACCAACACACACCACCGGCAGCAUACCGGUCGAUCGACUCGACAUGUCGUCGAGGCCGAGCAGGAGCGACGCGCACCUGUCCCCGGUGGACGAGGCGGUGAGGGUGGACGAGGUGCGGGGGUACUACGACGGCGCGGCUCCCAAGCGCCACUCCAAGCCCUCCCGCAGCGACCACUCCGCCGUGUACACCGACGCGCUCGCCGGCCCCGGCGUCGACGGCUCCCACCCCGAGCUCGACAAGUUCCAGGACCUCGAAGCCCACUCCGAGAAACUGGUGUGCGAGGGCGGGAAGGCCGGCGAGGAGUUCGUGGAGACGGAGUACUACAAGGACCUCGGCUGUGUCGGCAAGCAGCAUCACACGACUGGGACGGGCUUCAUCAAGGUGGACAGGCCCGCCGGCGGCUCGUUCGAGCUCUCUGAAGACCCGGGUGCGACGGAGCGCCAUGCUUCCUCCAAGGGGAACCCCGCCACAAACGACUGGAUCCCGUCAGCUGACACGGUGUACCAGGAGGCGUCAGACAAGCCCAACAGAAGCGACAGCUGAGCCGGGCGAUGAUCUACAGCCAACAUGAUCAGAUGCGUAUGACUUCCGGUUAAAUCGGCUAUUAAAAAAAUAAAGGGCGCGUAUUCGUGUAUGUCAGCCAUUUGUUAUUGGGAUUCUUGUGAGGUUCUAUCUACAGUACUUGUCAAACUCUCAAACUCGUGGGUCGUUUUGGGAACCUGUGUUGUGGAUGUGGAACUGAAUGAAGUGCAGGACAUAUACAGUAAUAAAUCACAAGUCUGUUCACUUCGUA
Messenger RNA from Hordeum vulgare subsp. vulgare (domesticated barley), 1035 nucleotides. RefSeq lists its product as uncharacterized. The record is from RefSeq and is a predicted model, not a curated record. The transcript is spliced from 4 exons. Lineage: Eukaryota; Viridiplantae; Streptophyta; Magnoliopsida; Poales; Poaceae. Bases 285 to 785 code for a protein of 166 amino acids.